GAACUACGUGAGAGAGGUGUCCAUAUUCCUCUCAUGAUCCAGGCAGAUAUAUCUGCGUAUCAUGUUCCCGUUGAGACUCCUCAACUGAGUUUCCCGCAACCGUCGGUAUUAGCUUUUGACACAGCUUGUCUCCAACAUUUCAAUCCUGAACUCACAGUUGGGUCCCCCACUGUCUGCUGUGGCAAUCAUCUAGCGCAAAAGCCCUUCCGUGAACAAAGAUUCCCCGCAGCUCAAGUCUCCGAACGUGCAGGAUCAAUGGUUGACCCCAUAUACCACAACAGCGGGGACCUCAGUGACAGACCGGGAUACGAAUUGAACCAGGUCCGCUCGAUCUGUAAGGUCCAGGUACGUUUCUUUCCGUUCCGC
This is a messenger RNA of Pisolithus orientalis, 366 nucleotides long. RefSeq lists its product as uncharacterized. The transcript has 5 exons. NCBI's taxonomy places the organism in Eukaryota, Fungi, Basidiomycota, Agaricomycetes, Boletales, Pisolithaceae. The record is from RefSeq and is a predicted model, not a curated record. The annotation marks the transcript as partial.